Paramecium octaurelia is the source of this 1132-nucleotide messenger RNA. The record is from the annotation of a GenBank genome assembly. Lineage: Eukaryota; Ciliophora; Oligohymenophorea; Peniculida; Parameciidae.
AAUGUUACCUAAAAUGUUAGGUAAUAUUUAAAUUUUGAUCAUCAUUAGAUGCCUCCUUCUUGUAUGGAGAGAAGAGAUUCUUAAAGAAACUGAAUAGACAACAAGAUGAAAAGUAUUAUGUUAUUGAUUAGUAAUGAGAUUAAUUAAAAUCAAGAAAUGACAUUUGAGGAGGUAUUAUCUUCCAAUAUUGAUUGUCGAGACAAGAUAGAGAAGUUAGUUUCUGAUCCCAAUUUAUAGAAUGAUUUUCUUAUUAAAGCACACAAUAUAAACAAAGAUCUAAAAGAGUUCUAUUAUUUGCCUUUGGUUGCAUUGACUUUAGAUCCUCCCAGUUAUUAUCCGGUAGAUACAAUUGAUAUUGAAACUAUCUUUUAACACUUUGGAUAAGUAACAAAUCAUUCAAUUAUACGAGAUUCUUAAAGUUAUCAAUAAAGAUAAAAUAGCCUAUAUAUUAAUGAGAAGCAUCGUUGAAUGUUGGAUUGCAGUCAAACUACUCAAUAACACCCCAAUUGAAUUGCCUGGUAGAUUUGGAACCAAUUAAAUCCAUACUCUUAAAGUGCAAUUAUGUUUUGAGGAUUCUUCUGUUCAUCACAUUUAUCAAUUUAAUCAUCGAAAUCUAACUGAAGAAGGAUUGACUAUAUAGAAGGUAAGAAGCAUAAAAUUUUAGGAAGACUCCAGACCUAUUCGAUAAUUUAGAAAAAGACUACAAAUAUAUAUCUAUCUUUGAAAUUGAUGUAGAUGCGUUUUAGAAAGAUUUCAAUAUCAAGUAAAGAAUAUUGGGAUUGAAGGGUUCAAAUAUAAUCAGAAUAUUGUAUUUAGUGGAAAAAGCAUUUGCAUUUUAAAGCAAAGAGAAUACAAGUACUAAAUAAGAGUUGGAUGUAAAAUUAUUGGUUGAUGAAUGUAAAUACUUAUUUUAUUUAGAGAAUCUGAGAAUUAGUUGAUUUUGCUUGGCAACUAAUGGAAUAAAUUUGUAUUAGCUUAAAAAUAUGCUAAUGAAUUAUUUGCUUAAAUCAAGGAAGAGUUCAAAUUUUUCUAAGAUUUUCAACUCCAAGGAUUAAAAGAGUCCAGAGUAAGAAGAAUAGAUAAAUUUGUUCAACCUGUAGAGGUUUAAUAUUCAUAUGAUGCAGAUGUGUGA